Pyricularia pennisetigena is the source of this 360-nucleotide messenger RNA. RefSeq lists its product as uncharacterized. The coding region runs from base 1 to 360 and encodes 119 amino acids. The record is from RefSeq and is a predicted model, not a curated record. The transcript has 2 exons. Lineage: Eukaryota; Fungi; Ascomycota; Sordariomycetes; Magnaporthales; Pyriculariaceae.
AUGUCUCAACGUCCUAGAGGUCAGAGGCGGACUGUCGAGAUCCCUCUACCCCGACAUCUCUAUCCGGACCUGCAUUUGAGUUUGGAGGAGGCCGAAGACGCUUUCAAGAACUGCAGCGACAUCUGGUGGCUGCAUCCGUCCGAGUUUGACGAGAUGAGGAGGCUGCUGAACGAGUGCAAGCUUCUGAUUGAGUCUAAGCGAGUGGGCAAGCUGCUACCCGUGCCACAGACCGAGGAGGAAGCCGAGCGCCUCAAAACCCAGCGGGAGACCAUGGUGUACGACAGGAUCGCGCUGGUUUGGCAACUGCUGGAAUUCUUGCCUGCCGCUGCUCAAAUGCGUCAGCAAUGCCGCAGCGUAUAA